This is a messenger RNA of Ipomoea nil (Japanese morning glory), 2781 nucleotides long. Its product is annotated as probable DEAD-box ATP-dependent RNA helicase 48. The transcript has 10 exons. The record is from RefSeq and is a predicted model, not a curated record. Gene Ontology annotation, molecular function: nucleic acid binding; RNA helicase activity; ATP binding. Lineage: Eukaryota; Viridiplantae; Streptophyta; Magnoliopsida; Solanales; Convolvulaceae. Bases 82 to 2610 code for a protein of 842 amino acids.
UGUUUCCUUAAACCCUAAACCCUUGCAUUGCUGUGAUUUGUGGUGUAGCAGCUUCACUUCUCCAAAAAAUUCCCAGGGAGGAUGCAUUUCUCUACGCUUAUUCGACUGAAGAGAGGUUGCAGAGACUUCCGUUGUGUGGACCACUGCCUCACCUUCGUCCGUGCCAUGGGAGGUGGUCCGCGGACGUUUCCCGGUGGGCUCAACAAGUGGCAAUGGAAACGCCUCCACGAGAAGAAAGCACGGGACAAGGAAAGAAGACUCCUUGAGCAUGAGAAGCAGCUUUACCAAGCCCGAAUCCGAUCUCAAAUUCGGGCUAAACUCUCCCCACCUCCCCAACAAGCUAGCGCCGCCGUCGCCCAAAACCCGCCGUCUGAUCCUAAUCAGCCCAGUUAUGCCCCGAUGACCCCCCAAGAACAAAUCAAAGCCCUCGCUGAUAGGUUUAUGAAGGAAGGUGCUGAAGAUUUGUGGAAUGAAGAUGAUGGCCCUAUCCAGGCUCCUGCACCGGAGCCGCGCCGCAGGGUGGUUGGUGAGCCUAUUAAUUUACGGAGAUUAAUUUCGGAAAAUUCAAAUUCUGGCCAGACUUCUGGGAGUUUGAGUGGUUUCUCAAACUUUAGACGUUUCUCGAGUGACACCAGGAGUUCUGUGAGGGGACUUAAUUUUGCAGGUCAUGGAGAAAAUGUAAGUUUGGAAAAUUUGCCUACUUGGUCAAGAGAAAGGCAUUUUCCCAUUUUUGCACAAAGAAUUGGUGAUUUUAAAGGAGGGAAUAUUACAAUUUGGCAUAGUUUUUUGACAUCUAGAUGCUAUUCUUUUGAUGCAAAGAGAAUGAAUAAGUUGGAGAGGUUUGAUUUUCCAAGAAAUAAGAGUUUGAAAACUGAGGAUGAUUCAAAGCGGGAUGCAUUGGGAUCAAGAGGAAGAAGAACAAAGUGGCCGAGGAUUACAUCAAAUGUGAUUGAUUCAUCUGAUGACGAUGACGAUGAGUCUGAUGAUGAGGCGGGGGAGGGAAGUGUGGCUAAUGUUAAGAGAAUGAGUAGUGCUGCUUUGGGGAUGUAUGAUAUGAAGAUAAAAAAGCGAAUACCAUUGCAGCUUGUAGAAGAUGAGUAUGAUUUAUCACAGCACGUGGAGGAAAUUCGGAAGGAGGUGAAUCAAAGGAGAUUGGAGAAAAGUGGAGGGGAAGAAGAGGAGGAAUCUAUUCUUAGUUUAAAAAGGUUUGAUGAAUGCGAGAUAUCCCCAUUGACAGUGAAGGCACUUACUACAGCAGGAUACAUGCAAAUGACUAGGGUGCAAGAGGCUACUCUUUCUGCUGCCCUUGAAGGAAGGGAUGCUCUAGUCAAAGCGAGGACUGGCACUGGGAAAAGUGCUGCUUUUUUGAUUCCUGCUAUUGAAACAGUUCUGAAACCAAUAAGGAGCAGGACAGUUGAAAGGGUCCCGCCAAUAUAUGUGCUAAUAUUGUGCCCUACACGAGAACUUGCUAGUCAGAUAGCUGCAGAAACAAAUGUGUUGUUGAAGUACCACGAUGGCAUUGGGGUGCAAACACUGGUUGGAGGAACGCGCUUCAAGGUGGAUCAAAAACGUUUGGAGUCAGAUCCAUCCCAGAUUAUAGUGGCAACACCAGGUAGAUUGCUGGACCACAUUGAGAAUAAGUCUGGAUUCUCUACGCGGUUGAUGGGAUUGAGGAUGCUUAUAGUCGAUGAAGCAGACCACUUACUAGACCUUGGGUUCCGUAAAGACAUGGAAAAGAUUGUUGAUUGCUUGCCUCGACAACGGCAAUCUUUACUCUUUUCAGCUACGAUUCCAAAGGAGGUUCGCAGAAUAUCUCAACUUGUACUGAAAAGAGAACAUGCAUAUAUUGAUAUUGUGGGGCUUGGUUUGGAGACUAAUGAAAAGGUUAAGCAAUUUUAUCUUGUUGCACCACAUGAACAACAUUUUCAAAUAGUGCACCAGCUUUUGAGGGGUCAUAUCUCAGAAGUGCCUGAUUACAAGAUCAUUGUUUUUUGUACAACAGCAAUGAUGACAUCUCUCAUGUUUUCUCUAUAUCGAGAGAUGAAAAUGAAUGUCAGAGAGAUACAUUCUAGAAAACCUCAACUUUAUCGGACUCGAAUCUCUGAUGAAUUCAAGGAAAUGAAAGGUGUAAUUCUCAUAACAUCUGAUGUUUCAGCCCGUGGAAUGAAUUAUCCAGAUGUCACAUUGGUUAUUCAGGUAGGGAUUCCGGUGGAUAGGGAGCAAUAUAUACAUCGACUUGGAAGAACAGGGCGUCAAGGCAAAGAUGGAGAAGGCAUCCUAUUGAUUGCACCUUGGGAGGAAUAUUUCUUGGAUGGACUGAAGGACCUCCCAAUUCAGAAAUGUGAUUUGCCAUAUUUAGAUCCUAAUAUUACAGCAAAGAUGGAAGAGUCUAUGGCAAAUAUCGAUGCCAGUGUGAAAGAGGCGGCGUAUCAUGCUUGGCUCGGAUACUAUAACUCGAUCAGGGAAAUAGGCAGAGACAAAACAACACUUGUUUCAUUGGCCAACCAAUUUAGCGAGUCAAUUGGUUUGGAGAAGCCCCCCUCGCUGUUCCGGAAAACAGCAGUAAAGAUGGGAUUGAAAGAUAUUCCUGGAAUUCGAUUAAGGAAGUAGCUGUGCAUAUAUGAUGGAUUUUCUUCCAUGACUUGAUCUGGUUUUAACACAAACAGUAUUUGUUACAUCAACGUGGGUAUUUGAAUUUUCACUAAUUUCAACAGUGACAGAUUCUUUAUGUACAUAUUUUUUAGUUUAAUUCUUGAGAUUUUUAGUCUCUUUUGCUUGAAA